UCACCGUUUAAGAAGUAACCAUAGAAACGAAGGAGACCACUAUUACCAUUUUGACUUCUUUUAUUUACUAGAUUUUUGACACCUAGGAAAAUACAAUUUUUUAUUUCUUUCUUAUUCUGCAGUGAAAUACCUAAAAAAAGAAGAAAAAAUCGUGGUGGGGAAGGUUAGAGUAGCCAAAGCCAUUGGAAUUUUGAUUUUAUACAUUGGAUAAAUCCGUUGUUUUAGCAAUGUUUCAUGUAAAUGAAAACAAAGUUAUUGUAUUUAUUCGAGCUAUUAGUAGUCAACAACUGAUACUCACAUUUUCUGAGAAGUAACAUCUAUAUGUGGUCAUGUAAAGUGCCAAGGAGAAAGAUAUAACAGAAAAAACAAGGAAACUUAGAGAGCCCAGCAGAGGGGAACAGUGAGCACAAGAAACUUAAAGAUGAAGGCUUCCAAUUCCUCAUGUUAAAGGAGCAUAUCAGGAGGUUGGAAGUAUGGAAGAAAGCUAGGAGAAUAUGGAUACUUUCUCUAUCGAUGUAGGGUCAGUUAAAGAGAAAAUCUUCUUUCAAGAUUUUCUUCACCUACAUCAGUCCUUAUCUAUCUUCUUAGAAAGGAUUACAACGCCUUUUAUCGUAACCAUAGACUUUCGCAGGACGGAAGUCUUCUCUUACCUAAUGAGAAAUGAAGACGAAGGACAAUGGAAAUGUUAUUUGCAGCCUACCGGCCCUACCCAAGAAAAAGCUUCAGGACUUGUGCAGGAGACACGGGUUAUCUCCUUACAAGACAAAACCCAAUCUUUUGAAUUCUUUGGUACCUUACAUCAAGGGUGCAGAUGAGCUUUUAUUUAAAGAGAUGAAGACAAAGGACGGUGGAAAUUCCAUUAGCAGGCUACCUAAGAAAGAGCUUCAAGAUUUGUGCAGGAAACACGGUUUAUCUCCUUAUAAGACAAAGCCUAAUCUUGUAAACUCUUUGAUCACUUACGUCAAGGGAACAGAGAGUUUUUCCUUUAGAGAGAUGAAGACAAAGGAGAGUGGAAAUUCCAUUUACAGCCUACCCAAGAAAAAGCUUCAAGAAUUGUGCAAGAAGUACGGUUUGUCUCCUUAUAAGACAAAACCCAAUCUCGUGAAUUCUUUGAUCAAUUACUUCAAGAAAGCAGAUAUAGAAACUUCUGAAGGCAAUGGGUACAACGUUCUAGAUUCUUCUGGAGAGAUAUUGUUUUCAAGAUUCAUCACUCAGUGUGAUGAGAAGGGUUUCAAUCAAAGACUUCACAGUCCACAAAUAAGUUUUUCCAAGAAUGCAUUUACUUCUGACAUAAAGCCAAUGCAUGUGCCUUCUUUUGAGUUUUCUGUCUCAUCAGAAGAUGGAAUCAAUCUUUACGUUGACUUGAAUUCAUGCCCAUCAGACUCUUUUAAAAGAUUGGAAAAGAAGGUGUGUGUAUGUCACAAUCCGCAGAAUCACAAAUUUCAAAGUUUCUGUCAGGAGAUUCAAUACCUAGGGAAUAACAGACAAAUGACAAGUUCAUUUAUCUGGAAAACAGAUUCAGAUAGUAGAUUUAACAGUGGCCAUGCACAAACUGUUUCUUCCGCAAGUUUAUGUGGUACUUUUGAUGUAUGUCAUACAGCAAAUAUAGAUGAUGCAUCUUUGGGAUUUUCAGCAACGACAAAGUCACGUGAUGGUUCUGUAGAAAAUCUUACACGUCCAGAAGGAAAACAGGGAAGCCCGUCGUCAUUUAGAAACAUUUGUGGUGUACAGAACAUGAAUAUCACUGAUGUAAAUACUUUUACGGGAGAGGAGAUCAAAUGUGUGGGUCUGAAUACCUUUCAAGCUUCAGAAAAACCAGUGGCUAUUAAUAAAACUUUCAGUGUUGAGGCUUAUAACCCAGAAAACACUACAGAGGCUUUUGAUACUAGUCUGUGUAAAUCUUUUCAUGCAUCGUUGGAGAAAUUAGCUAUCAGUUCCCUUGCAGAUGUGCCAGGGCUAAAACAUAAUAAAAUUGAAAAUCAGAAUACUAGGCUCUGUGAUGUAGGUUGUCUCAAUUCUGAAAGGCAGCAAAGUUGUGUCUCAGAGAAGCUUCUUGUGCUAUCUCAUCUCUCUUCGGAAACUGAUUUUGCAGAGAUAGAAGCUUCAGAAAUGGGCAGUCAUCGUCAACUUUCAUCAUAUUCUUCUUCUGGAAAAGAUGGCCUUAGAAAUUUGGUUGAUGCAGCAGAGAGCCUCAGAAGUCAACUACCCCUUUCUUGUGAGGAUAGCUGCAGCAUUUUCCUGGAUGACAUGCCUUCAUCUGCUGAUGGAGGGGCAAGGGACAGCUAUGCCAACAGAUCAGAAGCUUCAGAAGAGCUUUUGAAGAAGCAGGAGCAAUUAUCCCAUGGAGGGAAGAAGAGAAAGACGCAUGACGGUAAAUCUGAUAAUGUUCAUCAAUGUAAUGAUGGGAGAAUUUUGAGAAGUGCAACCCGUCUACAAAGUCUUCCUAGAAGAUCUAUUCGGCUUGUCUCUAAGCGACUGGUGGCAUGGAAUUCCUAAGUGUUAGAGAUCCGCCUAUGUAAUAUUAAACUCUCAGUACUGGUGUACACCAUACAUAUUCUUGUGGUUCCUCUAUUCUGUAUACAAGAGAAUAAUUUAUUUGAGGUCCGGCCAAUUUGUUUAACGUCAUCUAGUUUUCAUUCAGCUAGAAUAACAAUUUCUUCUUUUUUGAACUUUCCUUUGUUGUUAUGCCUCAUUGUUUAAGAGUUUGCACCUGUUCGCUAUUUGUUAUAAACCAGUUUGUGUCACUCGAUCGGAACUCUGCAGCUUAAAGUCAAGAGGGGAAUGAACACCUCUUGUUUGCCCCCAA
Lycium barbarum (goji berry) is the source of this 2806-nucleotide messenger RNA. RefSeq lists its product as uncharacterized. The transcript has 9 exons. Bases 661 to 2496 code for a protein of 611 amino acids. The record is from RefSeq and is a predicted model, not a curated record. Lineage: Eukaryota; Viridiplantae; Streptophyta; Magnoliopsida; Solanales; Solanaceae.